AUGAAGCUUUCCAACGGAAGCGAGCAAGAUGAAGGAUCUAUUUUCGCCGCCGAUUACGCAAACAAACUACAAAAAUCUGCGUUCACAGGCAACGAUGAACCCAACGCCCUCCCUCAAGAACGAAGUGGUGCAAUGAGACAAGCUGUGCAAGAGAAUAAGAGACCUGAGCGAAGCGUUAGUAGAGGCCGAACUCACAUGGACAAGAGCAUCGAAGCCACAGUCAAGAAGCCCGAAAGCAGUGGCCAUGUGCGUAGUCGGAAAGCCAGUCAUAUGAUGGGCUUGUUCGACUUUCGCAACGACUUAGCGAGGAAGGCCGACCACAGCCAGGAAAUUGACAACAAAUACGAUACAGAAUCUGUUGAGAGUCCCAUUUCUCAAUUAUCAAAAUGCACUCCUGGCAACGACUAUUUCUCGAAACGAUCCUCUAGAACAGACAGCACAGUGGGCUUCACCACGAAGUCACUGGAUCUAGCAGAUACGCCCUCCGAAGACGAUAUAGACCCUUCUCAGUUUCCUCUCGAUAACGAACAAACUCCACAACCAUCCUCCCUACUGUCAGCUCACUACGAUGAUACAAGGGCCGGAAGUCAAGGACGGCCAGACACUCUUCGUCAUAAAGCCUCCACCCCAGGUGUCCCAGGCAUCGAUCAUGCAGGUACCGUUUUCGACAUUGCACAGUUGACAGACUCACACGAUGAGGAAGGCGAGCGGAUAGUCGACGCCUUGUACUUUCCACAUGAAGGUAGAGCUGCUUAUGAGCCUGAUGAAGAGGACCACCACCAUGUUGCCACCCCGCAAUAUCGACAUGGUACUUUAGAUCCGUCUACUGCUCAAUCAACACAGCUUACCGAAAAUGCAUACCUUGAGUCUGAGGGACAACGAAUUGAUAUCUCAGUUGAGUCAGAUUUUGAGAAGACUGUGUUUCAUGGCACUUUCGAAUCGCCUGCUGAGGAAAUUGGCCGUUCAGAAGAGGAUGAUGGAGACGAACAGACACCACGAGUUCGAGCAGUCAAUGGUAGACCUACUGGUAUCCUGUCAGCCCUGUCAGACUCUGCAUCCAGCGAUGAGCUUGCAGAUGCAACUCAGUCUGAAGAGGCAGCCUCCACACCAGUUGCUCGUCCAACAAUUUCCAGUCAGAUAAAGGAUCCUAAAGCUAGAGUCGGGUCAGUCGCCAAGCCAAAAACGGCUGUCACACUCAAACCUUACAAACAUCAAGUUGGUGGCCAUUCUACCAUGUUUCGAUUCUCAAGACGAGCGAUUUGCAAGCAGCUCAAUAACCGUGAAAACGAGUUUUAUGAGCGCAUUGAGCAAUCACAUCCAGACAUGCUGAAGUUCCUGCCAAAGUAUAUCGGGGUGCUCAAUGUCACCUUCCAGAAAAAGCCGAAAGAGGAAGAAAUUGCUGGUAAGGAUGACGGUGAAGAGCUUGUAUCAAAUGACAUCACUCAGCCUGUCGACAAAUCUGGCGACUUGCCCGCUAAGAACAAAGAUAAGGAUGCCCAGGCCAGUGGAAGCCCCCAGCCUCGAAUUGUUAGUCAUUCCCAGAAGAUUGAUGACGCGGCACAGGUCUUCCUUGACCAGAAUCGACAUCUUCUUGCCUCUGAAUACUUUGGUUUACCUGAACGACCAAAGAGCGCCGAUCCGAACCACUUCCGCAUCCGAGGCUCAAACGGUACUUCCUCCCUUGGUGGCAAUGCCGAGCGUUCUCUCAACGGUACAACUAGUCCUACACGUCCUAGCCUAGGACAUACUACCAGUCAUCCGUGGGGUAUCUCUUCUCUCAACGACUCUUUGAAGCAUAAGGUGCUCAAAGAAGUUUUCGGUGGAGUUCCUCAGAUCAACCAUGUCAAUCGGCACAAUCGGCAUGCUCCUGCACAUGCUCCCCACCCCAACUCGAACUCCUAUCCUCUGCGAAAGGACCCAGAGGAAAGAAGACGGUCGAACCUGUCACUCGAUACCUUCAGAAGCGGCGACAUCAAGAAAGAUCAAAGUUUGCAACAAUCAGCUUUCCCUACCACUCACCUGUCUAGAUCAGAUCUUGCUAUUCAGUCAGCUGUGGUGGAACCUGACAACAAACUUCUUGGCAUACUAAGCGAGCCUCGACAGACAUAUUCUUCUUCGGUUGGAGAUGUUAAUCAGCAUGACCUGAGUAGAAUUCAUACUCACAACAGUGCUGAUACAGAACCUACUUCCAAUGCUCGAAUGGCUCCUCGAAGAAGACAUUCUGGUAUGGGUCUGCGAAGAAGACGCAAGUCUGUUAACGGAGGUGAAAAAGUCGACCUUGAGUACUUCGAAGACGACGCUCUCAGUGCUAUGCGCGAGCCUGAGGUUUUCGCUAUGGACGAAGACAACAUCACGACACAAGAGCAGCCUUCCACAUUGAAGUCCUCUGCUACUAGCACAAGCAACGAACACGAUGUUGUUGUGGAAGGCCAAGACAGUGUCAGCACAAAGUUGACGGUCAAGAACAACGCGAAUGGUGAAGAAACCGACACACGUGACACCAUCGCAGAGCACCAGAUUCCAGUCAAUCCGAAGGAAGCACAGUGUGCACAGCCCGGUCAACGCAAUGCCCUCUAUAUUCUUCUUGAGGAUCUCACAUCAGGAAUGGGCAAACCUUGUGUCCUUGACCUGAAGAUGGGCACACGCCAGUAUGGUGUCGAUGCCUCGGAGAAGAAACUCACGUCUCAACGCGAGAAGUGUGCUGGUACCACGUCUCGACAACUGGGCGUCAGAGUCUGCGGUAUGCAAACUUGGAACAAGGCAACUCAAGAAGGAAGACCAUUUCGGACAACUUUGGUUCGGUUCCUCUAUGACGGUAUCAGCUACGACAGUGUCGCUCGACAUAUUCCAACCAUUUUGCAUAAGCUUGGCAAGUUAGAGAACAUGGUUCGACGACUUCCAGGCUAUCGGUUCUACGCCAGUAGUCUGCUCAUAUAUUACGAUGCCGAGCCCGAACUGUCUCGAGAGUUCCUGGAAGCACAGAAAAAUGGUGUCGAUUUGAUGGCCAAGAAGAAGAAAGAAGACAAGAUCUGGCCACCUCCCAUUGAGAUCAAGCUUGUUGACUUUGCAAAUUGUGUCACAAGCGAAGACAAACUACCUGACGAUAUCAAGACUCCUCCUCAUCAUCCUGGUGAUGUCGACCGAGGUUAUUUGCGCGGUUUGAGAUCACUCAAGCACUACUUUGAGAAGAUCUUGAGGGAUAUCAAGAAGGGAGUUUAUGGGAACGUGGCUCCUGCUGAUCUCAAGGAUCUAGUGGACGAUGAGGGUGAUUACGUGCCUGCUAAGGACGAUGCAGAAGAUGACGGUGAGAUCUCAAUUUGA
Lithohypha guttulata is the source of this 3321-nucleotide messenger RNA. RefSeq names its product inositol polyphosphate kinase kcs1 (gene KCS1). Gene Ontology annotation, cellular component: nucleus; cytoplasm. Gene Ontology annotation, molecular function: inositol hexakisphosphate kinase activity. Lineage: Eukaryota; Fungi; Ascomycota; Eurotiomycetes; Chaetothyriales; Trichomeriaceae. Gene Ontology annotation, biological process: inositol phosphate biosynthetic process; phosphatidylinositol phosphate biosynthetic process. The record is from RefSeq and is a predicted model, not a curated record. The transcript is spliced from 2 exons. The coding region runs from base 1 to 3321 and encodes 1106 amino acids.